AUGUAUAAAUAAUUUAUUGAUGAUGAAGGACAAGAAAGAUAAAUUUAAUAUUUAAUUGAUUUAGGUAUUGUGUAAUAUAAGAAAAGGAUUUUCUGAGAGUAAAGCAAGAAAAGGAGUAGAAUAAUUUGGUUAUACAAUAUCUUUAGAAGAUUUAAUUAACAGAAUUUUAGACAUGAGCGAUGAUGGUUCAAAAAAAUCAAAUGGAAACAAAAUUAGUUUGAUAUAAUUUUCAGAAUCUAGCAGUGAAAAAAACUCGCCUUUUAACUAACCUUUAUAAUAAUAAUAAUCUUAAUAAUAAUGUUAGAUAAAAUAGAUUUAAUAUCCUUAAAGAUAAGUGGGCUAGCAAUUUCAAUAGCAAUAAAAAUAAUAAUAGUAAUAUUAAGAGUAGUAAUAACUCUAAUAGAAUCAAUAACAAUUAAUCCAACCUUAAUAAUAGCAAUUUAUUUACUAAAAUAUUUUAUAGUAUUAAUAACCUUUUGAUUUUGAAGAGAUUGCCUAAUGUUAGGUUUGUUUUACAUAACCAAUAUAAUGGAUUCAUUUUGAAUGUAAACAUAAAUUCUGUUAGCAAUGUGUAAUAAAGUAUAUAAAAGCAUCAAGGAUAAGAAAAUUAGAUUAAGUAACUUGUUUAUAAGAAGAUUGUCAUUCCAAAUUAAUUAAAGAAGAAAAUCAUUUAGUUAGCAAUGAAUUACUACCUUAAAUUGAUGUAUUUUUAAUGAUAAUUUAGAUUGAACCAUAUAAUGAACCAAUAUGUUUAAAAUGUAAAUUACCAUAAGUGGCUCAUAAAUUUAAAUUAUUUUCAAAUGCUUGUGACAAUGCAGAAUUCACAAUUUUAAGUGCCUGUAUUAAACAUGAUGAAGAAGGCAAUUAAUUAUAAAGAUGUCCUUAAUGUGGCAUAUGGGUUUAAAAAUCUAAGGGAUGUAAUUCAGUUUUAUGUUCGUACAUUUUUUAUUUAUAAAAAGAUUAGCUAUUGUAAAUUUAAUUGGUGCUGGUUAUGUAGACGAUAAUGUGAUAGUAAUCAUUAUGUGUUUUUUAAUCCUGUUGGAUGUCCAGGUUUAGGAGCAGAAUAAUAUACUAUUGAAUAAUAUCCUUGGCAUAAAAUCUGUUGGAUUAGAGUAAAAGUAAUUUUAAUCUAUUUCCUUUUAAUUUUACUAUGCAUCAUUGUAUAUCCUUUUUUUGUGGCUUAAGUAAUUAUUCGAAGAAUGAACAUAAUUAAUACUCAAGGAAAUAUAUGUUAUCGUUUAUUGAUCUAUACUGGAAUUGCAAUUUUAUUUUUAGUCCUAUCUUGUUUAGCUAUCUUUCCUGGGAUUAUUAUUUUCAUUUUUUCAUAAAAAGCAAGGCAAAUCGUUUUCGUUGGUUGA
Messenger RNA from Paramecium sonneborni, 1358 nucleotides. The record is from the annotation of a GenBank genome assembly. NCBI's taxonomy places the organism in Eukaryota, Ciliophora, Oligohymenophorea, Peniculida, Parameciidae.